AUGCCAGUACUUGGACACUUCCCGCCGGGCAGCGGCGGCGGCGAACACACCACAUUAGUCAUGGCUGGCACGGGUUGUGCUUUGCUCACCGCGCUGUUGUUGCUGACUGUACUGGCGUGGAGGCGAAGCGAACCUGCGUCCUGUUUACGUAAAGGCUACGAACCAGGUGAAGCGGAGGACAAAGCUAUAGAACCUCGAGACAACCGCCGGAACUGCCAGCAGGUUUAUACCUCGUCGCCCGGCAAGCAGCCGCCACCAUCGAAAGAACAGCAAGAAAUGUACGAGAUCAGCCCAUACGCAACGUUCAGCAUGUCCGGAGGCGCGACGACGGCGGCGCGCGGCGGCGCGGCGACGGGCGCGACGCUGCGCACGUUCGGCCGCGCCGAGCCCGCGCCGCUCGCCGCCGCGCCGCCGCCGACCAAACAGCGCUCGCUCACUAACGCAGACGAGUACACAUUAUCGCGAGCCAUGACGCUGCUGGUGCGGCGGUCAGAGUCGGACUCCGAUUCUAGCGGUUCGCCCUGCGCCGAGUGCACAUCUGGCUCGUACCGCAUACCACAAACUACGCCAAAAGUAGCGGAGGAGGUGUUCCGCGCCGUGACGGACUCGUCGGCGGAGUCGGCGUCGACGGGCGACGCGCGCUCGCUGUCGGCGCGGGCGCACGACAAGGCGCGCCGGCGCCCGCGCCGACACCACGCGCCGCAAGCUACCAGGUAUCAACAACGCCAAGAGCAAGAAAGGAGAGAUUUUACGAUACACGUUUAACAUAAAUGACAAUAAAGACUGCUGUAAGCGAAAAUAAUCAGAAUUAUAGAAUGUUACCUAGAUAGAUAUAAAGAUAAGUCUUAAUAAGGACUGUAAAUAUUUCUAUGAGUUUUGUAAAUUUUAUUACAAAAAUCAAGGCCUAUUUGGAAUUAAAAAUUAAGUCGGGACUCAAACUAUCAUCGAUAGAAUGGAAAU
Molecule: messenger RNA, 960 nt
Organism: Cydia amplana
Lineage: Eukaryota; Metazoa; Arthropoda; Insecta; Lepidoptera; Tortricidae
Exons: 6
Coding region: 1-765 (254 amino acids)
Source: RefSeq, a predicted model, not a curated record